Molecule: messenger RNA, 1849 nt
Organism: Aureobasidium pullulans EXF-150
Lineage: Eukaryota; Fungi; Ascomycota; Dothideomycetes; Dothideales; Saccotheciaceae
Product: putative prenylcysteine lyase
Exons: 2
Coding region: 49-1590 (513 amino acids)
Biological process (GO): prenylated protein catabolic process; prenylcysteine catabolic process
Molecular function (GO): prenylcysteine oxidase activity
Source: RefSeq, a predicted model, not a curated record
CAAGCGCUGAGUUGCUCAUCGUGUCUGGAAACUUGUAUUGCAUGAAACAUGAAGACUCAAACUAUCAUUGCCACUGUCCUUUGUCUUGCACACUCGCAGUCUGUGCUGGCGGCCACAGAUCAACUCGUCCUCGAGGAUGCGACCGUGGGCUUCAAAACUCCUAAGCAUGUCGCAGUAGUAGGUGCCGGAAGCGCAGGCUCUUCAACAGCAUACUUCCUGCGAAAAUACAGCCAGGAGCGAGGCAUUUCUCUCAACAUCACAGUCUACGAGCGUGACGGCCAUAUUGGCGGCCGUUCAACUACAGUCGGCGUAUAUGGAGACGAACAGAAUCCAGUCGAGCUUGGUGCAUCCAUAUUUGUUGAGGUCAACCACAACCUCGUUGAUGCUGCCAAAGAGUUCAACUUGUCGACAUCUGGAAUCCGCGAGCUCCGUUCUAAAGGACCCGUGCUUGGUGUAUGGAAUGGCAGAGACUUUGUUUACAUACAGUCCGCUGGCGGAAGCUGGUGGGACACUGCAAAGCUAUUUUGGAAGUACGGUCUUGCGCCCCUCAAGACUGUAAAUUUGAUGAAAGCCACAGUAGGGAAGUUCUUGAAGAUGUAUGAAGAGCCAUACUUUCCCUGGAAGUCACUUUCGCAGGUGGCCUACGACCUUGGUCUAACGGCUGCUACUGCUUCCACCGGAGAGCAAUUUCUUGAGCAGAACGGGAUCGGCAAGCUGUUUGCUCAAGAUAUCGUGCAGGCAAGCACACGAGUUAACUAUGCACAAAAUCUGCCCUUACUACAUGGGUUAGAAGCAAUGGUCUGCAUGGCGACUGAUGGAGCACAAGCAAUCGACGGAGGUAAUUGGCAGAUAUUCUCAAAUAUGCUCUCAGCAGCUCAAGCAACUGUCCACCUUAACAGGACGGUUAGUAGGCUGGCCAAGCUCAACAACAACAAGUACUCCAUCUCGACGAAGAAGCAAGGAUCAAAAACAGAAGCACUCGAUCAACAGAUAUUUGACGAGGUGGUUCUGGCAGGACCAUUGCAAUAUUCGGACAUCGACUUUGAUCCGAAACCUCGUCAUCUGCCGGAUUCAAUUCCUUAUGUACAACUACACGUCACACUCUUCACUUCAAAGCACGCACUCUCGCCCAGGGCUUUCAACUUGUCAUCGGAGAAACUGGUGCCACAGGUCGUCCUUACCACGCUGCCCCCAGGCGAGCAUCAUGGCAGCAGCCCAGAAGGGGUAGGUCUGCCUGGCUUCUUUAGCAUAUCGCUUCUACGACCUAGUAUGGACACGCGCGAAGGCAGAGGCGAGCUUGAAUAUCUCUACAAAGUGUUCUCCCCAGCUCCGCUCAAUGACACGUUCCUGGCCAACAUACUGGGGCUAGCUGAAAAGGCGACGAUCGACAAAGAGGAUAUCAGCUGGCAAUACCGCAAAGUGUGGAACAGCUACCCAUACGAGUACCCGCGAGUGACAUUCGAAGAACUUCAGCUGGACGAAGGACUUUGGUAUACAGCAGGCAUUGAGAGCUUCAUAAGUACGAUGGAAACGAGCAGUUUGAUGGGCAAGAAUAUUGCCCGGUUGAUGGUAGAUGGUUGGGAAAGUUGACCAGAUUUAGCAGUCUAGAAUCAAAUGCACACCAGUCCGACACAGUCAAGAGACCAGAAGCAUUCUCCAGUAUCAGAUUGGUCAGCUGAAAUGCAUGAUGGAAACGUUGUGGUGAGAAGUGCAAUUGUCGGGUAGAGAGGAGGGCAAGGAGGGGUCAAAGCGGCGGGGCAAGUCGGCGAUCGGAGGGCACAGCCGAAUGUUUGUUUGCUCUGUUUGGAAGUUGGUCCAUAGACAAUAAUCGCAGACGUCGAUUUGCGGC